Molecule: messenger RNA, 1190 nt
Organism: Aspergillus versicolor CBS 583.65
Lineage: Eukaryota; Fungi; Ascomycota; Eurotiomycetes; Eurotiales; Aspergillaceae
Product: ELYS family protein
Exons: 3
Coding region: 36-977 (313 amino acids)
Source: RefSeq, a predicted model, not a curated record
CAGCGAUAGAGCUUUGAGCUACUUAUCUACUCACAAUGGCUCCUUGGGAGGACUUUGAUGUCAUAUUCCAUUUCAACAAAAAUUUCACAUAUGAUGGCAAGGUCAUUGCUCAGAUUAUUAAAAAUCGUGGUGCGCUAGAAAAUCAGCUCUUCGCCGACAGGCUGUUAGAGCUACUCGGUGUUCAAGCAGUAACCAAUAUAUAUCCACCUGUCUCAAAUUCGGAUCUCCGGGCCCUGAUUCGCCAUAUUGUCUCUUCCGAGCUAGAUAGCCACCAAAAGCAAAGCUUGAUCUACUAUAUCUUGAAGGACUGUCGAGCUCCAAGUGAUGCAGCCGCACAAUUUGCGCGGAAAUGCCAUCUGCCCGAAAAAUAUAGGCUAUUCAUAGAGGGGCUUUGGCACCUUGAUCGACUUGAGUUCAAGCGGGCGAUCGAGUACCUCACCGAACCUUCCAUUAUCCCAACUUUCCCCGAUGAGAUCCUCUACGCGCUUACCCUCUCGCAUCUUCCGAGACAUGAUGACAAUCUCGUGAUGGCCUAUUACCUCACGGUCAACCCACCUUUGACUUCUGAAAAAGCCCAACGAGCCUUUAUGGAGACUCUGUCUCGGGCUAGUAUCACGGAGGCCUUUUUCUUUACUCGCAAGCACCAUGAUGCCCUUCGUCAAAUGUAUCUUACACAGCUCAUCGAAUUCGUUCACACAACAGACGCUGGGCAGCUAAGGAGCACACGAGCCAUGGAGCUUAUUGGUCUCCCUUUCGAUGACCAAGAGGAGGAAUGGUUCGAGAAUGCUCUGCUUCGUGGGAAUGCCAAGACAUUACACGGCGCCAAAGACACUGUAAUGAUGCGCCGCCUUGCUACUGGAAAGACCGCGGGGCUUUCUACGGAGCUGGAAUCUUUGGGUGGAAAGAAAAUUGAUGGGUUGAAUUGGGACUUGCUCAAACAAAGUAUAGAGCCCGCCCAAGCGUCGACCAGCAGAUGAGAACUCUAAUAAGUGCAACCUGUUAAAAAAUGAAUGGUCAUGAGAUACCUGUGGUUUGGAGCGGGCGUUACUUGGAAUUAUUGCAUUCUCUUGCAAGCAAUGGAUCAUGUAGUAGAAGGCGCAAGCUGGGUUUGAAAUGUUACCGUUAUUUACCUUUUUUUCUUCCUUCGCAAUUUGGACCAGCUCUUCUUUCUAAGAUGCUUCGCCGUAUAU